GACCGGAGCUCCUUACCGGACGGCUUCAUCUUUGGCGCAGCCUCUUCUGCUUAUCAAUACGAAGGUGCAGAGAGGGAAGGGGGAAAGGGGCCGAGCAUAUGGGACACUUUUACUCACUUACACCCAGAGAAAAUAAUGGAUGGUAGCAAUGGAGAUGUGGCAUUAGAUUCUUACCAUCGUUAUAAGGAAGAUGUAUCUCUUAUGAAGCAGAUGGGAGUAGAUGCCUACAGAUUUUCCAUUUCUUGGCCAAGGAUAUUACCAAGCGGAAAGCUCAGUGGAGGAGUCAACCAGGAAGGUGUCAAAUACUACAACAAUCUCAUAAAUGAACUCUUGUCUAAUGGCUUGCAGCCUUUUGUGACCCUUUUCCACUGGGACUUGCCUCAAGCAUUGGAAGACAAAUAUGGAGGCUUCUUGAGCCCCCUCAUCAUUAAAGACUAUCAUGACUACGUGGAUGUUUGUUUCAAGGAGUUUGGAGAUCGUGUGAAGUACUGGAUCACUUUCAAUGAACCCCUCGUUUUUACAACUAUGGGUUAUGCAUUGGGAGAAUUCACACCUGGUCGUUGUACUCCUACAAUAGGCAAUUGCACUGCAGGAGACUCAGGUAAGGAGCCUUAUGUUGUGGCUCACCAUCAAUUGCUAGCUCAUGCUGCUGCAGUUAAGUUAUACAAGGACAAGUAUCAGAGCCAUCAAAAGGGGAAAAUAGGAAUUACAGUUACUACAACAUGGUAUAUUCCUCUCUCAAAUUCUAAGUUCGAUAAUGAUGCAGCUCAGCGAGCAUUAGAUUUUAGUUUUGGAUGGUUUAUGGACCCCUUAACUCAAGGAGACUAUCCGUUCAUUAUGAAAAGUCUUGUCGGUGAUCGUCUACCUGAGUUUACGCAUGAGCAAUCUGAAUUGGCCAAGGAUUCAUAUGAUUUUAUUGGACUAAACUAUUACACUGCAAGUUAUGUGUAUGGUGUUCCUCUCUCUAGGGUAGUCAAUCAAAGUUACAUGACAGAUUCUUUCACUUCGGAGACUACGGUUUGCAAUGGAGUUCCUAUUGGUCCUGUGGCUGCCUCAAGUUGGCCCUACGUCUAUCCAAAAGGAUUAAGGGACCUCCUAUUGUACACAAAGGCAAAGUACAAUAAUCCUGUCAUCUACAUCACUGAAAAUGCCGUUGAUGAGUUCAACAAUGCAACAGUACUGCCACUGGAAGAAGCACUCAAAGAUAAGACGAGGGUUGAUUACUUCAAGGACCAUCUUCACUACCUGCAAGAGGCUAUUAGAUUUGUCAAAGGUGUAGACGUGAGAGGAUAUUUCAUGUGGACUCUACUGGAUGAUUUUGAAUGGAACUCUGGCUACGCUAUCAGAUUCGGUCUCCACUAUGUGGAUUUCAAGGACAGGUUGAAGAGAUACCCAAAGAGUUCUGCUCUUUGGUUUCAGAAAUUCCUCAAGAGACCGUAA
Zingiber officinale is the source of this 1440-nucleotide messenger RNA. Its product is annotated as beta-glucosidase 12-like. The transcript is spliced from 14 exons. NCBI's taxonomy places the organism in Eukaryota, Viridiplantae, Streptophyta, Magnoliopsida, Zingiberales, Zingiberaceae. Gene Ontology annotation, biological process: carbohydrate metabolic process. Gene Ontology annotation, molecular function: beta-glucosidase activity. The coding region runs from base 136 to 1440 and encodes 434 amino acids. The record is from RefSeq and is a predicted model, not a curated record.